Molecule: messenger RNA, 2216 nt
Organism: Phaethon lepturus (White-tailed tropicbird)
Lineage: Eukaryota; Metazoa; Chordata; Aves; Phaethontiformes; Phaethontidae
Gene: SH3KBP1
Product: SH3-domain kinase binding protein 1
Exons: 14
Molecular function (GO): protein binding
Source: RefSeq, a predicted model, not a curated record
GUGGAAGAGGGCUGGUGGGAAGGUAUUCUCAAUGGAAAGACUGGCAUGUUUCCUUCCAACUUCAUAAAGGAACUGUCUGAUUCUGAUGAUGUUGGAAUAGCACAGGAAGAACAAGUAAAGCCAAGCCUAAAAGAUGCUACAGGCUCUGAGAGUGAUGGUGGUGACUCUUGCAGCACAAAGUCAGAAGGAGCCAAUGGAGGCACUACAAUCCAACCCAAAAAGGUCAAGGGUGUUGGCUUUGGAGAUAUCUUCAAAGACAAACCCAUAAAGCUACGACCAAGGUCAAUAGAAGUUGAAAAUGACUUUCUCCCAGUAGAUAAGAGUGUUGGGAAGAAAUUACCUCCAGCCACAGCAACUCAGGAGCCAACAAAAAUAGAAGUGGACAGCAGAACAAAAACCAAGGAGUAUUGCAAAGUGAUAUUUCCAUAUGAAGCACAGAAUGAUGAUGAACUCACAAUCCGAGAAGGUGAUGUCGUCACACUUAUCAGUAAGGAUUGCAUUGAUGUUGGCUGGUGGGAAGGAGAACUCAAUGGUAGGCGAGGUGUGUUUCCAGAUAACUUUGUCAAGCUUCUUCCUUCCGAUUUCGAAAAAGAGAGACCGAAGAAACCACCACCUCCAUCAGCUCCUGUCAUCAAACAAGGAUCAGGUACCACAGAUCGAAAGCAUGAAAUCAAAAAGGUACCUCCUGAAAGGCCAGAAUGUCUUCCUAAUCGAACAGAAGAAAAAGAAAGAUCAGAGAGAGAGCAAAAACCGUUAGACUUGCAGAAGCCUUCAGUUCCUGCUAUACCUCCGAAGAAACCUCGGCCACCCAAAGCAAACUCUGUGAAUAGACCUGGUACCUUGCCCCCGAGACGACCAGAAAGACCAGUUGUGCCUGUGACUCAUACAAGGAGUGAUAGUCCAAAAGUGGAAUUAGUGGGCAGUACAGUAUCCGGCACUCUAGAGAAAGACUCCUCGGAAAGAAGCAAUGACAUCGACUUGGAAGGUUUUGACUCUGUAAUACCAAUUGCUGAGAAGCUUAAUCAUCCAACUACAUCCAGACCAAAAGCUACUGGCAGGCGACCACCCUCCCAAUCUCUCACGUCUUCGUCCCUUUCAAGCCCCGAUUUCUUUGACUCUCCAAGUCCUGAAGAAGAGAAGGAGGAACAUGUUUCCAUUACCCACAAAACUGUUGAAGCGUCAAGGAAAUCAAGAACUGUUACAAUAUCACAAGUGUCUGAUAAUAAAAAUUCCUUGCCUCCGAAAACAGGAGGUUUGGCUAGUGGCAGUAGUGUACAACCAUCACUAUCCCCUUCACCGUCACCUGGAUUUCACUCAAUUGCUAUGGGAACAACAGGCCACAGGUCAAAUUCCCCAUCCCUGUUCGGUACUGAAGGAAAGCCAAAGACUGAGCACUUGAGCCAAGGUCAGACUGCCCUGGAGGAGUUGAGAACACAAAUUAAGGAGCUAAGAACCAUCAUUGAAACCAUGAAAGACCAGCAAAAAAAAGAGAUUAAACAAUUGCUGUCUGAGUUGGAUGAAGAAAAGAAGAUCCGUCUACGAUUGCAGAUGGAAGUUAACGACAUAAAGAAAGCUCUUCAAUCAAAGUGAAUACUUGAUAGGUGGAAUGUUCCAUUAUUCUUCAUGACUGAGACUCAAAUUUAUGCCCCAGCCAAAAUAACUUUGUGCCAAAUGAUGUAAGAAUUGCCUCAACAUCCCUUUAUUUGAAGGAUUAGCACAACAGUUUUUGAUAGCACAACAAAAAUACCAACAGCGAGGACAAAAUUUCCACCCGAAGCAGUGCUGUGCAGCACUUGUUGUGACUGAAAUUGAUCUUCUUGUGCUAAAGGCUCUCUACUUCAAGAUCCUAGGUGAAAUGAAAACUCAGGCAGUUUAGUCCAUAGUGGUACUAUUUUGAUGAUAUUUUUCCAUAAAUAAAGUGUAUUUCAGAUUAUCUGUUUACAAGCUUUAUGAUUUUGACUUUUGGUUUUUAAUUGUCUUUUGUCACGGAUUUUAAAACGUUUGUACUGCAUAUAGCCAGGAAUGAAUGUUAAUGUUGGGGCUGGAGGGAUUAUUUUUGCUUCGAGAUAGAACAGCCUACUUUUUGUUACAGUUUUAAGUUCUGUUAAAUAUGCAAUUUUAUGUCCCCAAAUCCCCUACAAUUUAAACUUACGUUGUGUACAGUAAUGUAUUUACGAGAAGGAAACAAACCAACAGAAAUCUGGUCUUUGCAAUGA